AUGGCAGGAGAACAGAAGUUCUCAGAAACAUCUGUCCAACUGACUGAAGCUGCUCCACAGACUGUGGGCAGUGGUUUUACUGCCCCGGGAAACAUUUAUUCAGCCAUUUUGAGUCGCAACGAGGCUGUUAAAGAUGCUAGGUGUCUCAAGGACUUUCAGGAGCUCAGAGACAAAUAUGUACGUAAGAAAGUGCUGUUUGAAGACCCCCUGUUCCCUGCCCAGGAUUCCUCUCUCUUCUACAGUGAAAAGUUCCCUCUAAAGCUUGAAUGGAAGCGCCCAUCGGACAUUUGUAGCAAUCCACAGUUCAUUCUUGGGGGAGCCAACAGGACAGAUAUCUGCCAAGGAGACCUGGGAGACUGCUGGCUGCUGGCUGCCAUUACUUGCCUGACCCUGAAUGAUAUAGUCCUGAAGAGGGUGGUUCCCCAUGACCAGAGCUUCACUGAAAACUAUGCUGAUACAUACUGGACGAACCCUCAGUUCCGCCUGGUUCUUCUGGAGGCGGACACUAAAGAGAAGACCUGUACGGUGGUGGUGGCAUUAAUGCAGAAGGACAGAAGAAAAGAGCGCUGCUCAGGUGCCAUCCUACACAACAUUGGCUUCGCCAUCUAUGAGGUUCCUAAUGAGAUGAAGGGCAACCAACAACAGCUGCCAAAGGACUUCUUCAUUUAUAAUGCUUCUACAGCUCGCUGCAAGUCCUAUGCCAACAUGCGUGAGGUAACGGAGCGUUUUUGCUUGAAACCGGGCGAGUAUGUCAUUAUCCCAUCCACCUUUGAUCCCCACAAGGAGAGCGAGUUUCUGCUCCGAGUCUUCUCUGAGAACAGGAGCACCUCAGAGGUUAUAGAUGCAGAGAUUGAGGCGGAGUCUGUGAUGGAUGAUGUCAAGAAGAAAAUCAAGCCAUUUGAGGAGGAGGAGACUGAAGAGGAAAAGCAGUUCAAAGCCAUCUUUCAGCAGUUAGCUGGAGACGACAUGCAGAUUAAUGCCAAUGAACUCAGAACUGUCCUUAAUAGAGUGGUUGCCAAACAUAAAGAGCUGAAAACAGAGGGGUUCAGUCUGGAGAGCUGCAGAAGUAUGAUUGCACUUAUGGAUACUGAUGGAACAGGCCACCUAAACCUGCAAGAGUUUAAACACUUAUGGAACAAGAUUAAAAAGUGGAAGCUGGUGUUCACACAUUUUGACACAGACAAAUCCAGUACGAUAAGCAGUUUUGAGAUGAGGAACGCUCUUACUGAAGCAGGUUUUCAACUCAACAACCAGCUGUAUGACAUUAUUUGCAUGCGAUACGCCAACGAACACAUGGAGAUGGAUUUUGACAGCUACAUUAGCUGCUUAGUGCGACUUGAGGGAAUGUUCAGGGCAUUCAGAGCCUUUGACAAGGAUGGAGAUGGCAUUAUCAAGCUCAAUGUUUUUGAGUGGCUUCAACUGACCAUGUAUGCCUAAAGACACAAACACAUAAGAUAAACCUGGUGGAAAGUUUCCCGUUUUCAACCCAUUAAGUGGAGAAAGAUCUGGAUUCGAAUCAAUUGUACUGUACACCACUGUGGCUUCUUUCUUCAGCAAAUGCGGGUCUAGAACAAACUGGUUUGAUUAUGAGCUACUGAAUGGACCAUGACAGCUCAUUUAGAUCUUGUAAAACACUUAUUUGAUCGACUGUAUGUUUAAGGUGACAGAAUGUUGUCAUAUUAAAUGUCAUGCCAAAAAUGACACUCAUUUGAACCCAUCCUUGAAAAAUGUGUGUGCUACUGUAAAUAAUUCAACUAAAUAAAGUGUUCAACUUCAAACGGUUCUAUUCCAGUUGUUAUCAUAGCCAUGAUUUUCAGAGCAUAAACAAACAGCACAAAAUAGUACAAUAAAUGUGACCCUGAACCACAAAACCAGUCAUAAGGGUUUUAUGAUUACAUUUAUUCACAAUUAACCUCGAGUAUAAACAAAGCUUCUUGUGCUGGAGUAGCAAGAACACAGAUAAUAAAAACAAGUUAAACAACCAAUUAUUUUGAACAUUUUAAAAUAUUAUUUAGAUUCCUGUGAAUAAAACAACUAUAAACCUCUGAGAGCAAGAAUGAAUAUGUUAGUUUGAUGUCUUGUAAGCAUGAUUAACUGAACUGAUGAUUCCAUAUUACUACACUACUUACUGUACUAGGCAAAGAAUGAACAUAUUCAACUGAUGCUUUUUUGAAAGUCUUUUAACGGACCUGAAUCUUCAGAUGGAUGGAAGCUUUGCUGGACUCCGAGAUCUCCUUUCAUGCAAAAACUUUCGAGCAAACUUUUUUUUUUUGUGUCAAGAUA
Molecule: messenger RNA, 2283 nt
Organism: Sinocyclocheilus grahami
Lineage: Eukaryota; Metazoa; Chordata; Actinopteri; Cypriniformes; Cyprinidae
Product: calpain-3-like
Exons: 16
Coding region: 1-1437 (478 amino acids)
Biological process (GO): negative regulation of apoptotic process; proteolysis
Cellular component (GO): cytoplasm
Molecular function (GO): calcium ion binding; calcium-dependent cysteine-type endopeptidase activity
Source: RefSeq, a predicted model, not a curated record